AUGUCAGAAUUAACACAUCCUACGAUUGUUGACGGAUGGUUCAGAGAAAUCUCUGAUACCAUGUGGCCAGGUCAAGCCAUGACUUUGCGUGUGGAAAAGAUCUUACACCAUGAAAAAUCUAAGUACCAAGACGUUUUGGUUUUCAAGUCUACUGAUUAUGGUAACGUUUUGGUUUUGGAUAACGCUAUUCAAGUCACCGAGCGUGAUGAGUUCUCAUACCAGGAGAUGAUUGCCCAUUUGGCAUUAAACUCUCACCCAAACCCAAAGAAGGUUUUGGUUAUCGGUGGUGGCGAUGGCGGUGUCUUGAGAGAAAUUGUCAAGCAUGAUUCCGUCCAAGAAGCUUGGUUAUGUGACAUUGACGAAGCUGUUAUCAGAGUUUCCAAGGAGUACUUACCAGAGAUGGCGAAGUCUUAUUCCCAUCCUAAGGUCAAGACUCAUAUCGGUGAUGGAUUCCAAUUCUUGAGAGACUACCAAAACACUUUUGACGUUAUCAUCACUGACUCAUCUGACCCGGAAGGUCCAGCCGCCUCUUUGUUCCAACAAUCUUACUUCGAAUUGUUGAACGGUGCCUUGACUGAGAAAGGUGUCAUUUCCACUCAAGCUGAAAGUAUGUGGAUCCACUUGCCAAUCAUCAAGGAAUUGAAGAAGGCUUGUAAGGAGGUCUUCCCAACUGUUGGUUAUGCCUACACCACCAUUCCAACUUAUCCAACCGGUCAAAUUGGUUUUAUGGUGUGCUCUAAGGAUGCCAAUGUGGAUGUCACUAAACCGUUGAGAUCAAUCUCAGAAGAAGAAGAAGAAGCCAAGUACCGUUACUACAACAAGAAAGUGCACGAAGCCUCUUUCGUACUACCUACUUGGGUCGCUAAAGAAUUGGACCUGUGA
Molecule: messenger RNA, 882 nt
Organism: Kluyveromyces lactis
Lineage: Eukaryota; Fungi; Ascomycota; Saccharomycetes; Saccharomycetales; Saccharomycetaceae
Gene: SPE3
Product: spermidine synthase
Exons: 1
Coding region: 1-882 (293 amino acids)
Biological process (GO): spermidine biosynthetic process
Cellular component (GO): cytosol
Molecular function (GO): spermidine synthase activity
Source: RefSeq, a predicted model, not a curated record